AUGGAUGCUCAACAGUGUCUAGCAGAACAGAUCAUUUAUAGAAUGCCAGAGGAGAACCUAGUUGAGAACCAAUCAAGACGUAAGCGGGAAGUAGCGGCACUAGAGUCAAACGAAGUGGAGUCUUAUCUUACUAAGAAUAUUUUCCACUUGAACUGCACGGAGGCUGGUUUGAAAACAGCUGCGUGCGCUUUGGUGACUUGUAGAACAGGACUGCUCAACUUUGGGGACACUGCGGAGAUGAAACUGCAGUUUAACAUCAACAGGACCAUGAUAGAUCUGAUUCAGCAACAGGAUGUGAUACAGAUUUCCUCAUCAGCUUCGGUGAAAAUACCUGAUGAAUAUGACAUUUACUUUGGCAAAAGGUUAAGAAUGGCUAGUGUAGCUACUGUGCUGGUGGGCAACUUUGAGGAAACUAUAUCUCCCUUAGUUCUUAUAGUUUCCGCUCUUCUAGGAUUGCUCUUGCUGGCACUUCUUGUCACAAUACUUUCUAAGACUGGCUUCUUCCAUCGAAAGUACAGAGAAGACAUGAAAACUAUGAAAACUAGAGAUGUAACCACGGAAUUUGCCUACCAGGCGUUUCUUCCAGAGUUUGAAAAUAACAUUUUCUAUUAGUAUAUAGAGAUAGAUCUAGAUAUAAGAACAUUGUGAUAUUUAUAAUUUAAGUUAAUAUUUUAAUUCCUGAAGUUGUUGUGUAUUGUAUAUUAAGUAUUAACAUUAAUAAUGCUAUUUUGUGUGUAUUAGCCUAUUAGGCCUAUUUAUCUAGAAUUGUUGCAAAUGUUUUAAGAUUGACUAUUUAUGGAAGUGCUAGGGCUAUAGAAAUAUACUUUGUAUAUACUAAGGAAUAAUGAAUGUACAUUUUAUCAGAUUAUUGUAAAAGGAACCUAAAAUAUUCUUUUGGAGUAUUUAUUUUGGUUUUGUUUUAGAUGUGUAAAAUGUGUAAUUUUACCUGCA
Macrosteles quadrilineatus (aster leafhopper) is the source of this 951-nucleotide messenger RNA. RefSeq names its product integrin alpha-8-like. Bases 1 to 612 code for a protein of 203 amino acids. Gene Ontology annotation, cellular component: external side of plasma membrane; integrin complex. The transcript is spliced from 6 exons. Lineage: Eukaryota; Metazoa; Arthropoda; Insecta; Hemiptera; Cicadellidae. Gene Ontology annotation, molecular function: integrin binding. Gene Ontology annotation, biological process: cell-cell adhesion; integrin-mediated signaling pathway; cell adhesion mediated by integrin. The record is from RefSeq and is a predicted model, not a curated record.